AUGGAUAUGCAUAAUAGCUAAAAUAUCGAGAAUCUUAGUAGAAAACAAAACUCUUAAAAGAAAUAAGAGAAGUUUGCCUCCAGAAUAACAUUUCUUAGACUUGUUUUAUGUGAUAAAAGAACCAUAAGGGCUUCUGCUUAAAUUUGUAAGAUAAACUUUUCAACAGCGAAAGCCAUACUAAAUAAAUUUAGAAGACAUGGAGUGCUUUAAGAGUCUAAUAAAGAUUACGAUGGUUAACUUGAUCUACUAAGAUAGAUUGUUUAAAUUCAGAAGGGGAUUAGAUGUGAGCAGAUUUCCAAAAUGCAAUUAGCAAGAUAGAAACUGAAUAACCAAUUAUAACUAUUUCUUUAGAAUAAUUAAAAAUAAAAGUAUAGUGAAUAAUUCAAUUCCUAAAUGGAUAAAGAUGAACUUGAAUAACAACUCAGAUAAGAAUAACAAAAUUAGUAUAAUUUAUUAAGGUAAAUAUUAGAAUAGUAAAUAAUUUUGAUAAAUAAAAUAUGUAGAUGA
This is a messenger RNA of Paramecium tetraurelia, 507 nucleotides long. RefSeq lists its product as uncharacterized. The transcript is spliced from 2 exons. The record is from RefSeq and is a predicted model, not a curated record. Lineage: Eukaryota; Ciliophora; Oligohymenophorea; Peniculida; Parameciidae.